This is a messenger RNA of Cornus florida, 1680 nucleotides long. Its product is annotated as 3-ketoacyl-CoA synthase 12-like. Lineage: Eukaryota; Viridiplantae; Streptophyta; Magnoliopsida; Cornales; Cornaceae. Bases 299 to 1672 code for a protein of 457 amino acids. Gene Ontology annotation, molecular function: acyltransferase activity, transferring groups other than amino-acyl groups. Gene Ontology annotation, cellular component: membrane. The transcript has a single exon. Gene Ontology annotation, biological process: fatty acid biosynthetic process. The record is from RefSeq and is a predicted model, not a curated record.
GGGAUAUGAUAUGAGAUAUGCAUGGAUACUUUUACUUAACUAUUUACGUAAAAAUUAAGAUACAUUCAAUAAUUAUAUUUUAUUUAUAUUAUUGCUUCAACAUGAAUGAAUAUACUUAUAUCAGACAUUAUGUUAAAAAAACAAAAAAUAUUUAACUCUGAAAUAUAAAACAAAAAAAAUUAAGUAAUAUGAAUUAUAUAAAAAAAGUUCAAGACUCAGCAUCAACAUCCAUUCAUCCAUCUAUCACUUUCUGUCUCUCUCUCUCUCUCACACACACACACAUACUGAGCUCCUCAUUAUGAUGUUAUUAUAUGUCCUUUUUUUGUAUCUUCUCCUCUUCCUAUUCAAGUUAGUUGAUCAAUACAGAAGCCAAGGCUGCUACAUACUGCACUACGAAUGCUUCAAGCCCUCCGAUGACCGGAAACUCAACACCAAGCUCUCCGCCACCAUCAUCAAGCGAAACAAGAGCCUGGGUCACGAGGAGUACAAGUUCCUCUUGCGCGCCAUUGUGAAUUCAGGCAUUGGUGAAGACACUUACGGCCCAAGAAACAUCAUCGCCGGCCGGGAAGAAUCUCCUGCUCUCACAGAUGGCUUAUCAGAAAUGGACGAGUUCUUCUUCAACACACUCGACGAGCUCUUCCACAAGUCCAGAGUUCCACCACUAGACAUUGAUGUCCUCGUCGUGAACGUGUCCAUGCUCGCUUCAGUCCCUUCUUUGACUUGUAGAAUAAUCAACCAUUACAAAAUGAAAGAGGACAUUAUGUCCUUCAAUCUCUCUGGAAUGGGUUGCAGUGCAAGUCUUAUAUCUACCAAUGUUGUUCAAAGCAUCUUCAAAUCUCAAAAGAACAAAUUGGCCUUAGUUUUGACUUCGGAAUCAAUAGGUCCGAAUUGGUACUCCGGGAGUGACAAGUCCAUGAUUCUCUCCAACUGUCUGUUUAGGUCAGGUGGGUGUUCUAUCCUCUUGACAAACAACAGAGCUCUAACACAUCGAGCUAAGCUGAGUUUGAAGUGCUUGGUUCGCACCCAUCUCGGCUCCAGUGAUGAAGCACAUGGGUGUUGCAUGCAAACAGAAGAUGACCAUAAAAAUCUAGGGUUUCACCUCGGCAAGAGCCUCCCGAAGGUGACGAAUGGAGCCUUCGUCGAAAACAUAAGAACCCUAGCUCCAAAGGUAUUGCCAUUUAGAGAUUUGUUUCGCUACACAAUGCUACAAAAAUUUUGGGACAUUUUUUCUAGGUAUACCAAGAGUGGAGGAGGCAAAGUGAUCUUGAAUUUCAAGACUGGGGUGAAGCAUUUCUGCUUGCACCCUGGUGGUGCCGCGGUUAUCGAGGCGAUCGGGAAGGGUUUGGAGCUGGGAGAGCAUCAUCUGGAGCCUGCGAAGAUGACGCUGCAUCGAUUUGGGAACACCUCGGCCAGUAGCCUGUGGUAUGUUUUAGGGUACAUGGAGGCCAAGAAGAGGCUUAAGAAGGGUGAUAGGGUUUGGAUGAUCAGUUUUGGAGCUGGUUUUAAGUGUAACAGUUGUGUGUGGGAGGUUCUUAGGGAUUUGGAGGAUGAGAAUGUUUGGGGAGACUGCAUUGAAAACUACCCUCCAAAAGCCCUAGCCAACCCAUAUAUGGAGAAGUUUGGUUGGAUUUACCAAGAGAAACCAGAAUCUUUCACUUUUAGGAUACAUUAAAGUUUAUG